GCUGGGCUUGGUAGUUGGGGCGCAGCCGCGGUGGCUGGGCGCGGAGUGUGAGUGGCCUGAGCCGUGCGGGUGACUGCUUCAGGGCUUCUCUGCGACUGGACCGGGCGUCGCUCGAAAGCGCGCCCUCCAUUCGCACUGCUUGUUGGGCUCAUCAUGAAGCGCUUGGGCUCCGUGCAGCGGAAAAUGCCGUGUGUGUUUGUGACGGAGGUGAAAGAGGAGCCUUCCUCCAAAAGGGAGCAUCAGGUACGGAGGAGCGCCGCGCAGGCUUGGCGGCCCGCGUGGGCUCCUCCCCGCGGCGCUGGCUCAGUGCGAACCCGGCGAGGGCGGCUGGGCGCUUUAGAACUGCCCUGCAGGCCAGGAGCCUCUCCAUUUAAAGUUUUGGCAACUGAAACUAUAAGUCACAAGGCAUUAGAUGCAGAUAUAUACAGUGCAAUUCCAACAGAAAAAGUGGAUGGAACAUGUUGUUAUGUUACUACCUAUAAAGAUCAGCCAUACCUUUGGGCUCGACUAGAUAGAAAACCCAACAAACAAGCUGAAAAAAGAUUUAAAAAUUUUCUACAUUCAAAAGAAAACCCAAAAGAAUUUUUUUGGAACGUUGAGGAGGACUUCAAACCAGCUCCAGAGUGCUGGAUACCAGCAAAGGAAACAGAACAAAUAAAUGGGAACCCAGUGCCUGAUGAAAAUGGACACAUUCCUGGUUGGGUACCAGUAGAGAAAAACAACAAACAGUAUUGCUGGCAUUCCUCUGUAGUUAAUUAUGAAUUUGAAAUUGCCCUGGUACUAAAACAUCAUCCUGAUGAUUCUGGACUUUUGGAAAUUAGUGCAGUGCCACUUUCAGAUCUCUUAGAACAAACACUGGAGCUCAUAGGAACAAAUAUCAAUGGAAACCCAUAUGGGUUAGGGAGCAAGAAACAUCCAUUACAUCUUCUUAUACCACAUGGAGCAUUUCAAAUAAGAAAUCUACCUUCAUUGAAGCACAAUGAUCUCGUGUCCUGGUUUGAAGGUUGCAAAGAGGGUAAAAUUGAAGGAAUAGUAUGGCAUUGCAGUGAUGGCUGUUUAAUAAAGGUCCAUCGCCAUCAUCUUGGCUUAUGCUGGCCAAUUCCAGAUACUUACAUUAAUUCAAGACCAGUUAUUAUCAACAUGAACCUGAACAAAUGUGACUCUGCCUUUGAUAUUAAGUGUUUGUUUAAUCAUUUUUUAAAAGUAGAUAAUCAGAAAUUUGUUAGACUCAAAGAUAUAAUAUUUGAUGUAUAAAAUGCAAAUAAAAUUAGUUUAUCAUUAUAUUCUAAUCUUGAAUAUUCUACCAUAUUUAAAAAUAUCUUAAGGUUUCUGUUCAUUAUGAAACAUCAAUGUUUUCUACCAUUUGUGAAGAAAUGAAUUUUCCAGUUUCAAGUACCUAUUCAAAAUUUUAUUAAAAACCAGCAAAUUAAUUUUAAUCUCUAGCCAUAAAAACAACAUAAGUAAUAGUAAGCUCCUAAGCUUGUACAACGGCUGGAUUCUCUCCACUAUAACUGAGUGGUAAUUUAAAGACAACAAUUUAAUGUCACUAAUUUUCAAAAUUAAAUAGUUUAAGCUCAAUUUAAUUUUGCUAGAUAUUUAACAAAACAUACGGCUCAACCUCAUAACCUAUAUGUGUGUAUGUCUACAUCUGUAUAUAUAUCAUAGGAUUUGAGAAUCUUAACACAUGUAUAAAUAAGUAUAUAUAAACUCCAAUUUAAAAUAUUAAAAUUGCUGAAUUUACCCUCAUAUUCUUUAAAAAACUUAAAGCAUUAUGAAUGUAGAGAAAUUCACCAGAGCUCACUGCCUAUUUGAUGGCCGUAACAAGUCUUCAAGUAUAUACUUCUUUUAUAAUAAGUUGAAAAUUUCAUAUAAUUUUAUUUAUUAAGAAUUCCAAUCUAAGUAUAAAAGUACAAGGUAGUGAGAAGGAAAUACUACAGUUCAGAGAACUGCUUAUUUCCAAGUAUAUUUUAACUUAUAAAGUUAAUAAAUAGUUAAAUGAAACAAAGUUUAUAGGUGACCUUUAGUAAAUGGGGAAAUUAACAGGACUUUCUUCUUCAUCUUCAAACUCUUCAGAAGCAGCAACAGGGCUAGUUAAUUCAAUUCCCAAUUGUUCUGAAAGUUUUUUUACCUUCUCUUCUAAGAGAAUAUUCUUCUUCACUUCUUCCUUGUAAUUAUACUUAAGAUCUUCAAUUUCUUCAAAAAAUGAAGGAUCAAAAUUUUCCAGUUCUUUUUUCAGCUUCUUUAUUUCCUCCUAAUGGAAACAUUAUCUUUAAAAGUUGCAUAUAGGAAAUAUACAUAUUUUAACGUUUGAACAAGGAGAUUUAAUUGUAAAUAUGAAAGCCAAAGUAUUCCUGAAUGGUCAAAUACAGCAAUAAAGGCAGAAGAAUUAAGAUUUUUCUUUGUUCCAUUGUACAGUGUAAAUAACUAAGUUGUUAAUUGUCAAGUCCAGUUAUCUAUUCCGUAAGUUGUGUUCUAGUCUUUGACUAAAAUUUAUCAUCUCUUAUAAUGGGAUUUAAUCUUUCUCUAAAAGCAUAUAAGAGCUUGUCAAUAGAGCAAUCAAUCAAAGAGAUUUUGUGAUUCAUAACAUUGAAGUUAGUCUGGUUAAGAGUUUUGGUUUAGACUUCAUUUAUAUUUUCCUUACGAGUAUCUAAUAUUUAAUGAAUAAUGAUCAACUUUUUAUAAAGUUAUUAAUAUGAUCAGGGAAACCUUUGGGACUUCUGACAAUUAGGCAUCUGGUGAAGAGACAAUUCAAGCCUUAGUGACUAUUUAGAAUAGCCAGUGAUCACUAGCUAAUUCUCAUAUCCAUGCCUUUUUGUCCUGUUUACAGUCUUAAAAGAGGUAAAACAGCAAAUAUUAUUUUUUUAAGGGAACUAUAACCUUAGGAUUCCUGAAAAGAAUUUCAAAAAAAAAAAAUAAAGACACUGUUGCCAAUGUGACCCAAAACUUAAGAACAUACUAAUGGCAUAUAUUUGUUACAAUUAAAAAAUAAAUUUACUACUUAAUCCUA
Gorilla gorilla gorilla (western lowland gorilla) is the source of this 3007-nucleotide messenger RNA. It is a transcript of the gene RLIG1, whose product is annotated as RNA 5'-phosphate and 3'-OH ligase 1. NCBI's taxonomy places the organism in Eukaryota, Metazoa, Chordata, Mammalia, Primates, Hominidae. Gene Ontology annotation, molecular function: RNA ligase (ATP) activity. The coding region runs from base 154 to 1254 and encodes 366 amino acids. The transcript is spliced from 7 exons. The record is from RefSeq and is a predicted model, not a curated record. Gene Ontology annotation, biological process: response to reactive oxygen species.